Fonsecaea nubica is the source of this 1200-nucleotide messenger RNA. RefSeq lists its product as hypothetical. Gene Ontology annotation, molecular function: aspartic-type endopeptidase activity. NCBI's taxonomy places the organism in Eukaryota, Fungi, Ascomycota, Eurotiomycetes, Chaetothyriales, Herpotrichiellaceae. Gene Ontology annotation, biological process: proteolysis. The record is from RefSeq and is a predicted model, not a curated record. Bases 1 to 1200 code for a protein of 399 amino acids. The transcript has 4 exons.
AUGCUUUCUUUUACAGUCCUGCUGGCGGCUUCCGCCUUGACGGGCGUGACGCUCGCAAAACCCAUUCCUGUCCCGCAGGUCGAGACGAAGAAAGGCUUUACACUUGUGCAGAGUGUUGCAAAGCCAUACCAGGCCGGUCCUGUGGCUCUGCAAAAGACCUACCGCAAAUACAACAUUGCCGUGCCCGACAAUGUCAAAGCCGCGGCCGCAGAUGGCUCUGUCACUGCCACCCCUGAGCAAUUCGACGCUGAAUAUCUCUGCCCUGUCAGCAUUGGAGGCGAAACAUUGAACCUCGAUUUUGAUACUGGAUCCGCAGAUCUGUGGGUCUUCUCGUCCCAGUUGCCCAGCUCAGAGCGCUCUGGACACAGCAUCUACGAUCCGUCCAAGUCAAAGACGGCUAAGCAGCUCAGUGGAGCCACCUGGAAGAUCUCAUACGGCGAUGGGUCGAGCGCGAGCGGCAAUGUCUACACGGACACUGUCAAUGUCGGUGGCACCACGGUCACGGGACAAGCUGUCGAAGUUGCCAAACAGAUCAGUUCACAGUUCCAACAGGAUGCAAACAAUGACGGUCUGCUCGGCCUGGCUUUCAGCUCUAUUAACACCGUCCAACCCCAGCAACAAACCACCUUCUUCGAUACUGCCAUUGCCCAAGGAACCCUUGAGCAGAAUGUAUUCACCGUGGACUUGAAAAAGGGAGAGCCGGGUUCGUACGACUUUGGAUUCAUCGACAACAGCAAAUACACGGGCGAUAUCACAUACACACCCGUGGACAACUCCCAGGGCUUCUGGGAAAUCACUGGUACAGGUUACCAAGUUGGUGAUGGGGAAUUCCAGUCGGCAAGCAUUGACGCCAUUGCUGAUACUGGCACCACCCUCCUUCUCAUGGAUGAUGAUAUUGUUUCGGCCUACUACGAUCAAGUCGAGGGCGCCGAGUUGGACAACUCUCAGGGGGGCUAUACCUUCCCCUGCUCUGCGGAUCUUCCCGACUUCGCUGUCGGUAUUGGCAGCUAUCAUGCUGUCAUUCCAGGGUCGUUUAUGAACUACGCUCCCGUCUCCACUGGUUCUUCUUCAUGCUUCGGCGGCCUACAGAGCAACGAGGGUAUCGGCCAGUCUAUUUACGGAGACAUUUUCCUCAAGGCCGUGUUUGCUGUCUUUGACAACGACAACAUGCAAUUUGGUGUGGCCGCGAAAGAUUUGUGA